Messenger RNA from Knipowitschia caucasica, 1248 nucleotides. NCBI's taxonomy places the organism in Eukaryota, Metazoa, Chordata, Actinopteri, Gobiiformes, Gobiidae. The record is from the annotation of a GenBank genome assembly.
AUGUGUGUUGCAGCAGACGUGUUGUUGUUGCUCGCAGGCGCUUGUUUGCGAGCAGUGCUGUUGUCGCAGGCAGGCGCGUGGUUGUCGCAGCAGACAUGGUUGUUGCUGCCCAGGCGUGUGUUGCAUGCAGACUGUGAAGUGUUGUCGCAGCAGGCGUGGUGUGGCCAGGCAGGCGUGUUGUUGCAGCAGGCGUGUUGUCGAGAGCAGAGACGUGUUGUUACAGACGAUGUGUGUUGCCAGACCGUGGUGUUCAGCAGACGUGCUGUUGGCAAUGGCAGCGUGUUGCAGCAGACGGUGGUUGUUUGCAGCAACGUGUUGUCGCUGCAGAUGGUGUUGGUGCAGACCCGUGUUUGUCCCAGCAACGUGUUGUUUUUUGCCCAGCAGAGCUGUGCAGCAGGACGUGCUGUGCAGCAGGCGUGUUGCGAGGCAGACGUGUUGUUGCGCAGAUGUCUAGUCGGUUGUUGCAGACAGGUGUUGUUUGGCAAGCAGACUGUCUUUGCAGCAGAAGUAGUGACGCAGCAGACGGUGUUUUUGUUGCAGCAGGGCGUUUGUUGCAGAGGCCAGGGAUUCGUGUUGUUGCUGCAGACGGGUUUGUUGCAGCAGACGUGUGUGUUGCAGCAGACUGUGUUGUUGCGCAGACGUGUUGUUGCAGCAGACGUGUGUGUUGCAGCAGGCGUGUGGUAUGAGCGAGGCGUGUAUGUCCUCAGCAGCGUGUUGUCGCAGCAGACCGUUUGUUCGGUGCGAGCAGACGGGGUUGUCGAGCAGACUGUGUUGGUUGCUGAGCGAGGCGUGCGGUUGCGAGCAGCGUGUUGUUACGCAGACGUCGUAUUGGUUGCAGCAGGCGGGUGGUUGGAGCAGCGUAUUGUCUUGCAGCAGGCGGUGUUGCCGCAGGCGUGUUGUCCGCCUGCAAACGUGUGGUCGCAGCAGACGUGUUGUCGCAGCAGAGCGUGUUGUUUCUGCAGCGUGCUGUUGGCGCAGGGCGUGUUUUGUUGCGUAGCAGACGUGUUGUUUGCUGCAGACGUUUGUUGCAGCAACGUGUUGUUGCAGGCUGACGUGUUGUUGCUGCAGACGUGUGUUGCAGCAGGCGUGUUGUUGGAGCAGGCGUGUUUGUUGCAGCAGCUGUGUUGUUUUCUGCAGACUGUUGUGGCAGCGACGCGUGUUGUUGAGCAGGCGUGGUUGUUGCUGCAGACGAGGUUGUUGCAGAAGAUGUUUGUGGCCAAACGUGUUGUUAGGCAGCAGACGUGUUGA